Molecule: messenger RNA, 1515 nt
Organism: Capronia epimyces CBS 606.96
Lineage: Eukaryota; Fungi; Ascomycota; Eurotiomycetes; Chaetothyriales; Herpotrichiellaceae
Exons: 7
Coding region: 1-1515 (504 amino acids)
Biological process (GO): transmembrane transport
Cellular component (GO): membrane
Molecular function (GO): transmembrane transporter activity
Source: RefSeq, a predicted model, not a curated record
AUGUCCGUCCACGACCCCGACCGCGACCACACUUCGCCUGACAAGGAUAUGGCUGCCUCUAAGCCCGCGCCGGAGCACGACGAACGGCUCUCGACAUCAGAAUUCGAAGAAGACGUCGAUAUUGACACGGCCAACCCGGCCUUUGUGAAGAGAGUCAAGCGAAAAGUCGACCUGAGGAUCUGUGUCGUGCUCGGCGUUCUGUAUACCGUCUCGUUGGUGGACCGGGUCAACCUACCUGUAAGUACUGUACUGUACCCAAAACAGAAUGCUGCCGUGGCUGGAAUGAGCACCGAUCUCAAACUCAAGGGGAAUGCUUAUUCCCUCCUCGUCCUCGUCUUCUUCCCCUUCUACAUCUCCUUCCAGCCACCAAUGACGGCGAUCGCGCGCAAAGUCCGCCCUCGCCGGUUUCUUUCGUUCAUCGUGACCGCCUGGGGUCUGGUCAUGGUCGGACAUGGCCUGGUGCAGUCCUGGCGAGCUAUGCUUGCCUUGCGAGUGUUGCUCGGCAUUCUAGAGGCUGGCUUCUUCUCGUCGUGUGCGUACGUGCUGUCAUCAUGGUACAUCCGGUCCGAGGUGGCCAAACGCAACGCCGCGUUCUAUCUCCUCGGCAGUCUGAUUGCCGGUUUUGGAGGAAUUCUGGCAUAUGGGCUUUCCAAAAUGGACGGUGUGGGCGGCCACGCCGGCUGGCGUUGGAUCUUCAUCAUGGAGGGCAUCAUCACCAUCUUCAUGGGGCUGCUCUCGUAUUUCAUGAUUGUCGACUUUCCCGAGGAUGCGCACAAGUCGUGGAAAUUCCUCAAGGAGGACGAGAUCAAGGUCGUCGUCGAUCGCAUCAACCGAGAUCGCCGCGAUGUCCACGCGCCUCCGUUCAAGCUUGUGCCGUACCUCAAGAACGGAUUGGACUGGAAGAUUUGGUUGUACGCCGCCAACUUCGGCCUGACUUCCGUCGUCACCUACGCCACUGCUUACUUUCUACCUAUUGUUCUUCGUCAAGGGUUGGGGUUUUCCGAGGCUGCGGCCCAAUGUUUGACUGCACCGUGCUACGCUUUCGCAUCUAUCCUCGGCUUCGCCGAAAGUAUGAUCUCAGAUCGAAUCGGUCUUCGAACGCCAUUCCUCCUCUUCAACUGCGUGAUUGAAGUCAUCGGCAUCGUGGUGCUAGGCUACGCAAAGGCCAGCGGCGUGCGAUACUUUGGCGCCUUUCUGAUCAUCGGCGGCGCCCAGUCCAACAUCCCCUUCAGCCUGACCUAUCAAGCCAACAACAUUCGAGGCGUGUGGAGACGGGCCUUUUGUUCGGCAACGAUUGUCGGUGCGGGUGGGAUUGGAGGGAUUAUUGGAUCUUUGACCUUUCGAAGUCAAGAUGCGCCAGAUUAUAGACCAGGCCUAUAUACUUGCAUCACGGCAGCGUGUGUGGUGUUUCUGUCCGUCUGCAUCACCACCGCCGAUUUCUUCGUACAGAACAAAAAGCAGAAACAAGGCCGGACCGUGAUUGAGGGGUUGGAGGGAUUCAGAUAUACUUAUUGA